CAACUCCAAGUCGUUCGUUCGAUCGAUCGAGUUGGGUUGGAUUCGACGACGAGUAGGUGCCAAUCGUUCGUCUCUCCCGAUGCGUAUGAUCUGUAUUUAAUUCGGGUCGUGUGGAAUUACCUUGGUGAUCGGUGUUGGUUCGGCGAAGCGAUCGCGGGGAAGGGAGGAGUUGUUGAUUCGAUCGCCGCGCCGCCGAGUCUUAGGUCGAAUUCGCUCGUUUCUACGGAAGAUUUCCCACCUUUGGGGUUUUCCGAUUCGGUAGAUCUUUGCUGGGAUUCGGUUUAGGGGUGCUUUCGUGCUGUAAUCUUGACCUUGUUCUUCAUUUUUUCCCCAUUGUUCUGCGUAGAACUCCAGCUUUCCCCUUUUACGAUUGUUAGUGUUUCAUGCUUGGUUGUUUCGUGGUGAUUCGGCUAUUAGAUUUGGGUUCAUUGGGGAGUUGAGUUGAGUAAUCAGCAUCGAAGGUAGCAUGAGUACUGUCAGCGGCACAAGGCGUGCCCCGAGGAGGCAGUCGCAAGAUGUGUUUGCAGAUAAAGUUGUUGUGAACUUGGAAGCAACCUCCCCAGUGGUGGCGAGCCGUCAUGGAGUACCAACAGUUGCUGGCGCACGCACAUCGCCUAUCGAUGUGGAAGCUAUCGAUGAUGAAGUGCAGGCAGUAUCGCCCUCACGAGUGCCCCCUCCAAGGAGGAACCGGAGAACUAGGCAGGCACCUGUUACAGUGGUUGACCUGGAGGCAGAUACUAGCUGGGAAGGGAACAAACGUCAGAGGGUAGUACAUUUCGUCUCUCCAGAAAGUGGUGAAGGCUCCAGCUUGCAGUCAAGCAAUGCAGCGCAAACUAGCAAAGAGCCUGCUCCCAAGGAACCAAUUUUUACCUGCCCUGUAUGCUUGAACAAGCUGGAGGAACCCUCCACCACGAUUUGUGGCCAUAUCUUCUGUGCGGAGUGCAUCAAGCUAGCCAUCAAGGUUCAGAAGAAAUGUCCAACUUGCAGGAGGAGCCUGAGAGCGAACAAUUUCCACCGUAUUUACCUUCCGAACUCUGCUAGUUAAGGUCGAUUGGCUGCGUCAAUGGAACUUCUGGUUCCAUAAGGCUGGGCAAUGUAUAGUGAGGAUCAGAAGUUUCUCUCAGGGUGAACGAUUAUAUCUCACCCUUAUCUGUACUAUGCAACUGCAACACCAGGAGCUCAUCAGCCGAUUACGACGGCUAAGAUGGCCUCCACCACCGAUAGGGAUUAUAUUUGAGUCUCCUGUUGCCUCUGUCAGCUUCAGAAUUUUAUCGUGUGUUCUUGUAUGUAUCAGACUAUUGGCCAUAAUUGAUUAGUGUACCUGAGAUUUGCUUCAAGUUGAAAUGGUAUUAACUAGCUGCAAAAA
Molecule: messenger RNA, 1366 nt
Organism: Phragmites australis (common reed)
Lineage: Eukaryota; Viridiplantae; Streptophyta; Magnoliopsida; Poales; Poaceae
Exons: 6
Coding region: 467-1045 (192 amino acids)
Source: RefSeq, a predicted model, not a curated record